GCCCUGUUCCUCUCCAAACAACCCCCACACCCCUUUCCCUCUUUCACACUAUAACUACAGCCGUUCCUCUAGCUAUACCAGUCUAUACCUUGCUUCAUACGAUAAGUACUGCUCUAGGCUUCUAAUCCAAUACUAGCACUGUAUGUGCCGCCACAAUAUGUCGCAGGCCCCUUUGCGCCCCAGAGUUUCUUGAUCCCUUUCCCCUUCAUGUCUUAUCUCUCAUCUGCUUGUCAAUCUCCUCUAACCAUUCUCGUUCAACAUUAUUAGUAAAACCCAGUUUCAAAGAUUUAAUUGUUCUUCCGAUGGACCAACUAAACGUGGGAUUCAAGAGGAGUAUGCCGGUGGAAGAAGAAGACGCCCCAAAAGUGGAAAAAGCAGAAAUCUUGACAGUGAAAGAAGAACCAGUUGUAUUUCUUGAUGAAGAUGGCCCUUUUGGAAAUGUCAGUAGUAAUUUUAGUGGUGGCGGAGAGUUUAGUGAUGUUCCAAAACCGCUGCAAGGGCUGCACGAAGUUGGUCCACCGCCAUUCUUGAAGAAGACUUUUGAGAUGGUGGAUGACCUUGAAACUGACUCCACCAUUUCUUGGAGUUCCACCAACACCAGCUUUGUUGUUUGGGAUCCUCACAAGUUCUCUAGGGAUCUUCUCCCUAAACAUUUUAAGCACAACAAUUUCUCCAGCUUUGUUCGUCAACUCAACACCUAUCGGUUCAGGAAGAUUGACUCGGACAGAUGGGAAUUUGCAAACGAGGAGUUCCAGAAAGGGAAGAAGCAUUUGCUGAAAAAUAUCAAGAGGAGAAAGCAACAUUCCCAAAUGUUGCAGCAUCAAGGAGCUGGGCAGCCCUGGCUAGAUUCUGCAAAAUAUAUAUCGGAAACAGAGCUUCAAAAACUGAGAAAUGAUCAGAAUACUUUGAAAUUGGAACUGCUGAGGCUCAAACAGCAGCAAGUGAAUACAGAGAACUACCUAGCCGCAGUUAAAGAGCGUUUACGGACUGCUGAGAGUAAACAAAAGUAUAUGGCUAUUUUCAUGGUAAAAGCUUUUAAAAACCCUCUGUUUGUUCAGCUUUUCAUUGAGAAAAUGAAGCAGAAAAGGGCGCUAGGCAGCGGUGAAGUUUCAAAGAAAAGGAGGUUGGCUGGCCCGCAAGGCAAUGAAAACUUAACGGAGGCCAUGAAUGCUGCAAAUAACAGCCUGGAUGCUACUCGAAAAGUUGUUGAUGGCAAGAACCUUCAACCUCAGGAUGAGCUUACCACAGUCGACCCAGAAAUCCAGAUACUCUUCUCGCCAGAUCAUGAAUCAAGCGGUCCCCUUCAGGAACAACUAGUCAGAGCUUCUUCAAAUACUUCUGAGAAUUUUAUACUGUGGGAGAAGCUGAUGGAGGAUGACAUGAUAUACGAGAACGAGCCAGAAACAGGUAAGUCUCAAUCCGAGAUUGUUCUUGAAUUGGAGAAUUUGAUUGCAAAGCCACCUAGCUGGGGUAUGAAUACGAAAGACCUGGCAGGGCACGCGAGUUACCCAGCUGGACUAAUGGCAUGAGCCCCUUGCAGGUUUACCAUUUUUCCAGUUCCCAAAAAGGAGACCACGGAGCUCUGUCUCUUGGUAUAUAUAUAGAGUUUUUCUUAGUUUUACGAGCUAAUUCCAAGGUUCUUCAUCCUUGUUCUUGGUUGGAGUACUUGGGUUGGUGAGAUUAGUUUUAUUUUGUCUUCUAACUACUCUAGUAGAACACCUGGUUUAGUACACAUUUCUUUGCUGUAUAUCAUGAAACUAUUGUGGAAAAAUGAACUUUAAAUGCAACAGCUCAACUUCUGACUCUCUGAAA
Messenger RNA from Coffea eugenioides, 1812 nucleotides. RefSeq names its product heat shock factor protein HSF30-like. Bases 303 to 1529 code for a protein of 408 amino acids. The transcript has 3 exons. Gene Ontology annotation, biological process: regulation of transcription by RNA polymerase II. Gene Ontology annotation, molecular function: RNA polymerase II cis-regulatory region sequence-specific DNA binding; DNA-binding transcription factor activity. The record is from RefSeq and is a predicted model, not a curated record. Lineage: Eukaryota; Viridiplantae; Streptophyta; Magnoliopsida; Gentianales; Rubiaceae. Gene Ontology annotation, cellular component: nucleus.